Trypanosoma brucei brucei TREU927 is the source of this 3030-nucleotide messenger RNA. Its product is annotated as pre-mRNA splicing factor ATP-dependent RNA helicase, putative. The transcript has a single exon. The coding region runs from base 1 to 3030 and encodes 1009 amino acids. Gene Ontology annotation, biological process: maturation of SSU-rRNA from tricistronic rRNA transcript (SSU-rRNA, 5.8S rRNA, LSU-rRNA). Gene Ontology annotation, molecular function: ATP binding; RNA binding. Gene Ontology annotation, cellular component: nucleolus; intracellular anatomical structure. The record is from RefSeq and is a predicted model, not a curated record. NCBI's taxonomy places the organism in Eukaryota, Euglenozoa, Kinetoplastea, Trypanosomatida, Trypanosomatidae.
AUGUAUGUCGGUGAUAAAAGCAAAGGUUGGAUAGCUAUUACUCGUUGUUGGGGCAUCUUCGCGUCAAUUUUCAUGUCCUUGGUGCUGGUAUUUUGCAAUGGAACCACUCAUUUUUUAAUUUUUUUAAGGAUGACUAAGAAGAAUGUUAUUCGCUUUACUGACUUGGGUCUCUCCACACCCGUUCCCCAAGUCUUGUCCACUUCAAAAGGAGAGAAAAAGAAGAAAAGACUUGAGGUUAAGAGUGAAAGGAACCUACGUACGAAGGAGGCAGAAAAACAACUUUCUCUUGCAAGAGAAAAAGUGGAGAAACAUAAGGAGUACGUGAAGUCUGAGGCAUGUGCCAAGCAAAAGGAAAAGGCUGAAAAAAGGAAAGCACUCAACGAUAUGCGAGUGUCCCUUCAUGAACGUCGAGAAAAUGAAGAAAAGCUUCAGAAACAGCGUGUUGUUUCCUCCCAACAAGAAUACAUAUCUAAACUGGUAGCCAAUAUUGCGGAGGAAGAAGGCAGAACACGGCAGGUACGAGAGGCUAUCGAUCGUGAUACGUUGGAUCUAGCUAAGUUUGCCCCCCAAAGUGUUUGCAUUCAUGUGAAAAGACACCCACAUAUCGAAUUAACACGGAAAGAACUUCCGGUUCUCAGGGAGGAACAGGCAAUUGUUGAAGCCAUAAAUAGUACGUCUCGAACAUGCGUUCUCAUUUGCGGAGAAACUGGAAGUGGGAAGACAACGCAAAUUCCUCAGUUUUUAUGGGAAUGCGGUUAUGGUGAUCCAAAGGGAUCUCCCUUUGGAAGGGAAGGAUGUAUAUUGGUUACGGAGCCGCGGCGUGUUGCCGCGAUAUCUAUGGCAAGGCGUGUUGCUGAGGAACUUAACGUACCCUUUGGAGAGGACGUUUGCUAUCAGGUCCGUUACGACAACAAUCUUUCGGAUGGUUUUAAAAUAAAAUUUGCGACGGAGGGUAUUGUUCUUAAGGAAAUUCAGUCUGAUUUCUUGCUUAGAAAGUACAGCGUGAUUAUUGUGGAUGAAGCUCAUGAACGAAGUGUUACAGGUGAUAUUCUUAUCGGAAUGUUGUCUCGCAUCAUGCCUACGAGGAAUGACCUGUACUUAGAAGAAUUGAGGAAAAAUGGUGGGCUUCCGCAGAUGACAACGCUGAAGCCCUUAAAGUUGGUGAUAAUGUCAGCCACAAUGCGUGUUGCAGAUUUCAGGGAUAAUCGAAAGCUGUUUCCUGUGCCACCACCUUUUAUUUGCGUGGAGGCCCGUCGCUUUCCAGUGACAAAUCAUUUUUCAAAGAGGACGGAAUUAUUUAACUACGUUGACGAGGCGUUUCGUAAGGUUUGUCAAAUUCACAAAAAGUUACCGCCAGGUGGAAUUCUGGUCUUCCUUUCGACUCAGUACGAAAUCGGGCUGUUGUGCGACCGACUGCUAUUACACUAUGCAAAGACGAAGAUUGAAUACUGCGAAACUUCAUACUCCAAGCAUGCCUUACUUACUUCUGAGUUACCGACUACACCGAGUGAGUCUGAUGAAAGUGAGUCAGAUAUCGAAAGAGAUGAAUUUGGACUUGCAACUGAGGAUUAUGCGUUGGAUAAAGAUGAUACGGAGCUAGAAAACUGUAAUAUCGGUAGAAAGCGUUGCAGAAAUGCUGCAGGAUCUCCAGAGAAGGCAGAAGGAUUUGCUGAUGAAAGUGAGGUGAAUGGUGAGCUCAAUACACUACAUGUCCUUCCCUUGUAUGCACUGAUGAAUUUCUCGAAACAACAGGAGGUUUUCCAGCAACCUCCAGCAGGAAAGCGUUUGUGCGUUGUGGCUACAAAUGUAGCCGAGACUUCGAUCACUAUUCCUAAUAUACGUUAUGUGGUAGAUUCUGGCCGAGUGAAAACAAAGACGGUAGACGAAUCUACUUGUGCAAGCUGCUUCCGAAUAGAGUGGACAAGUCAAGCUUCUGCUGAACAGCGUAGUGGGCGUGCCGGUCGUGUGGCACCUGGACAUUGUUAUCGUCUGUAUAGCACUGCCGUUUACUCGAAUUUGAUGCCUAAACACAGUGCUCCAGAGAUUUUGAGGACUUCAUUAGAAUCUGUGGUUCUCUUAAUGAAGCAUUUCGGCAUCAACCAUGUUGGGACCUUUCCAUUUCCAUCUCCCCCCAAAGAGGCCGAUUUGAAGCGCGCAUUGACUCACUUGGGGCUUAUUGGAGCUUUGAACUCCGAUGAUGAAUUCCGGAUUACUGCAACGGGCAGACGGCUUGUUGCUUAUCCUAUUCCCCCGCGUUUCUCUCGAGUGAUCGUUGAGGGAAUAGACCGUAAGCUUCCACGGUUUCUCAUUACUCUAAUUACGCUGAUCGCAUCUAUCUUUUCCACCACGACGAGCGUAUUUACGGAUGAAGGACAUCGGAUAAAAUGGAAAAGCAAAGAUAUUUCUGAUGAUGAAAAAGAACGAAAGCAGCGUCUCCAGGCGCUUUUGCAUCCUGGAAGCGAUUUACUUACUUCCCUGAACGCACUUCUGGUAUAUAUGAACAACUCUAGUGCGGUGAAUUGUGAUCGCUACUGUCUUGUCCAAAAGAGCCUUUCAGAAGCUAAACAACUUGGUGACCAACUACUAGUACUAGCGAGUCGCGAUACAGCUGAAGAACCUGUUGAAGGCGCCAGCGAUGCUGAUGUCGUUGGACCAGAGCAACUUUUUGAGGAAAGAGCCCUCGCCCACCUCUCGAAGAAUCAGGAAAUAGUGAUUAGGAAAUUGUUUAUAAUUGGUCUUGUUGAUCAGGUAGCACGUCGAGCCACGGUGCAAGAAUGCCGGUCUCACGGUGUAGAAUACAAGAGCGAUAAGACGACGAAAACACCCUACAUUACAGUUGCGAACCACAUUAUAGUUUACGUUCAUCCUUCGAGCUCAAUAGCAAGAACAUAUCCUCCACCAGAAUACGUCACCUUUGUCACACUACAAAAGAAUGUGCGUUCUGAGACAAAAGAGUCGCUUACCCUGAUGCUGGGCCUUACUAUCGUGACAAAGGAGUGGCUGCAUGAAUGCGCUGUCACUGUCGAGUAA